Drosophila innubila is the source of this 792-nucleotide messenger RNA. Its product is annotated as pollen-specific leucine-rich repeat extensin-like protein 2. The record is from RefSeq and is a predicted model, not a curated record. Bases 1 to 792 code for a protein of 263 amino acids. The transcript has a single exon. NCBI's taxonomy places the organism in Eukaryota, Metazoa, Arthropoda, Insecta, Diptera, Drosophilidae.
AUGUUUGGAGCUUGCGGUUUAUUGGCGGCCCUUUGUGUGGUGCUUAGCUCUCUGGAUGCUAGUGAGGCGUCUGGUUUACGUUUUCCGGGACCUGUUCUACAACGGCAGGAGGCAGCACCUUAUCCACCUGCUGGCUUGACUCCUGAUCCUCCAUUUGAAUUGCCCACGGAACAAGAGGCAAACUUUCCUCAACCAGAUUUGACUUAUGGGCCACCAGAAGAGCAACCGGAGUUGACUUAUGGGCCACCAGAGGAGGAACCGGAGCUGAUUUAUGGACCACCUGAUGAAGUCUACGGCCCACCUGACGAUACCUAUGGCCCACCUGCCGUAGAAGACCUUCCGGAUCAGACAUAUGGUCCACCAGCUAAUGACGAUGCCAACAGUUCGCCUCAAAGUGCAGCAACCAUAAGCCUGGCUAGCUUACGACCACAGGCACAGCUUGUACUUCCCCUGAUUCAACGAUUCACCGCCUUCCGUCAGCUCCUUCGCCCAGCUCAGUCACAACGCAGACCGGCCAAGUUGACUGCUCGUCCACAGCGAAGACCCGCUAAAGUAGUUACAGGAAACAAAGCGGCUUUUCCCGCAACUCAAUUGACUCUGCCAUUUGUAGAACGUCGCAUUCCCUUCAGAGCCCAGCGUCUAAUUUUAAAUGCCCCAUUGAACAGAAGACCCGCCAAACUCACCGCAAAUUCAUCAGGCAGCACACUUGCACAGCUAACACCAGUUAUUCGCAGACCUAUAUUUUCGGGUGGUCGUAUUAUUGCCUAUUCUGACAAAGCGCAGAAUUGGUAA